AUGGCCGUAUCAAAUGCAAUAAUUCGUGCUUGUUUACUUUACGAGUUCAAACUUGGCAGUAAAGCCGCAGAGGCUGGUCGUAAGAUAUGCCCUGCUUUAAGGAAGGGUGCUGUAGCUGAACGAACGAGCCAGAAGUGGUUUAAAAAAUUUGUAUCUGGAAAUGAAAGCCUGGAUGAUGAACCUCGCUCCGGAAGACCAUCGACGAUUAACAACGACGAUAUCAAGUUGGCAAUCGAGCAGGAUUCAAGUCAGACAUGCCAAGCUCUUGCCUUGCAAUUCAAUGUCAGCGACGAAACUAUUCGCAUGCAUUUGCACCAGCUUGGGAAACGAUGGAAGUUUAGCAAAUGGGUACCACAUGAAUUGAGUGAAGCAAACAAGUUACAGCGUUUGACAAUCUGUACAUCAUUGCUUUCUCGUCACAACUUAGCGCCGUUUUUCGACAGGAUGUGGACGUGUGAUGAAAAAUGGAUUAUGUACUGCAACAAAAAGCGCUCACACCAUUGGUUACCUGGUGAAGAUCCGUUGCGGUUGACUGCUAAACCAAGCAUUCAUCAACAAAAGAUCUUGUUGUGUGUAUGGUGGACUACAGCAGGUAUCGUUCACUUUGAGUUUAUGCCAAGUGGACACACCAUUACUGCUAAAGUCUACUCACCACAGCUAAGCACAGUUGCGGUCGCUCUUAGGCAGAAACAGACUGCGUUAGAAAAUCGAAAAGGAGUUAUCUUCCAUCAGGACAACGCAAGACCAAACACAGCAAGAGUCACGUAG
This is a messenger RNA of Danaus plexippus (monarch butterfly), 768 nucleotides long. Its product is annotated as histone-lysine N-methyltransferase SETMAR-like. NCBI's taxonomy places the organism in Eukaryota, Metazoa, Arthropoda, Insecta, Lepidoptera, Nymphalidae. The record is from RefSeq and is a predicted model, not a curated record. The coding region runs from base 1 to 768 and encodes 255 amino acids. The transcript has a single exon. Gene Ontology annotation, molecular function: nucleic acid binding.